AUGUCCUCCCAAAUCAGCAUCCAAACACGCUCCAUCUACCGCUCUAUUCUCCGCGAACUCCCCCAGCGCCCGCUCUCCUCCCCUUCGCCCCUCCAAAAACGAAUCCGGACAUACCUAGCGAACCCAGAGGGCCAAGCACCCACAGACCUUGCACAGGCCCGUAUCGAGGAAGCGGAGCAAUUCACCCAAUACCUAAGAGCCCAGAGGCAAUAUACAACUUUACUCGAACGGUAUAACCCUGGUGCGGAUAUGGAUGAGCAGGAACGCGUUCGGUUAACGGCGAGAAGAGUGGGAAUGGAUUUACCGGUGGGGUCUAAGGAUGCGAAUGCUGGUAAUGAAGGAAAGUCGUGA
This is a messenger RNA of Coccidioides posadasii C735 delta SOWgp, 351 nucleotides long. RefSeq lists its product as uncharacterized. The record is from RefSeq and is a predicted model, not a curated record. Gene Ontology annotation, biological process: mitochondrial proton-transporting ATP synthase complex assembly. NCBI's taxonomy places the organism in Eukaryota, Fungi, Ascomycota, Eurotiomycetes, Onygenales, Onygenaceae. Gene Ontology annotation, cellular component: mitochondrial matrix.